AAAAAAUGUAUGGCAAGUGUGGAUGUCCGCCUGGGUCUCAACCCGGUCAAGGUUUUUGACCUAAACAAACAGAAACGACACAAACAGCGUGAUGUACGGCCACAAUAACUGACGUCAUGGGCAAUCGACUUGGCAGUAACCGCAGAAAUGGGUUAUCAAGAAGUGCCAGUGAUCACUCCUUCCAGAGGCUUUGGCCACGUACCUCCCGCCGACGACGAAGUGUCAAUUCGCUGACAGACCCCUAUCUAGCGUCACGUACCACAUGGCCUGUCCCAAGAACAGAGGCUAUCUUCUUACCGGAAUAUACGGUUAACCCAAGGAGUGGGGAGACAGAAUAUAAGAUUCUGCAUCAAAUCAACAAAGGUGCAUAUGGUGAAGUAUUGAAAGUACAAAGACAGUCAGAUAAAAAGUUCUUUGCAAUGAAGGUCAUGUCAAAACAAGAAGUCAUAAGAAGUGAUGCUGUGAAACAAUGCAGAGAUGAAGCCUGCAUACAGAGAAUGGUGGGUCACCAUGCGUUCAUUGUGCAGAUCUACAAGACUUGGCAGAAUAAAGUUCAUCUGCAUAUAGUCAUGGACUAUGCCACCCAUGGUGACCUGUACACGUUGUGGCUGCUAGAGGGCGCUUUCUCUGAAGCGGCCGUCCGGCUCUACAUUGCGGAACUGGCUCUUGUGGUGGAUUUUCUUCAUAAUGCAGGCAUUGUCUUUAGGGAUCUGAAAAUGGAGAACAUUUUACUUGAUCAUGAUGGCCAUGUUCGACUGACAGACUUCGGUUUGGCAAAGUGGCUCAAGCGUGGUGCAAGAACGAACACUAUCUGUGGCACUUUACAGUAUAUGGCUCCUGAGGUGCUUCAUGAGGAUCCGUAUUUUCAUGCAAUCGACUGGUGGUCUCUCGGCAUCUUGAUGUACACCUUACUGUUGGGUAGCUAUCCGAUCAAAGGGGCAAGCAACCAUCACCUGAUGUGCAGUAAGGUCAUCCAUAUGGAUUACUCAUUACCAGAGCCAAUCAGUGCGGAGGCCAAUCAAUUAGUAAAACAGCUUCUCUGUCAAGACCCCCUAGGGCGUCUUCAAUCACUCAAAGCCUUCAAGGAACAGAGCUUCCUGAAGUCCCUUAGCUUUGAGCAGCUUCAGAAGAGAAAGCUGCAUCCCAAGAGUUUUUUAAAGAGGAAACUGCCGUGCACGCUCGCCAGAAAGUCGCGGUCAGGAAAGAAAUUCAUCUGCGACAAUUCAUCAAAAGAGCUGAAUAUUGAAAACUUUGACUGGCUUCGUGUGACAGCAUUAUAGUGACUUGCUAAUGUUCCGCCAUUGACUGACCGUCCACUUUAUAAAGGUAUUUAUAUCAACAAGGGCACUAUUCAACUCCACACCGCCAUUGUUCUCAGUUGAGCACAAAGUUAGGCUGCACAUGCAGUAAGUUUGUUGUACGUUUAACCUUAUUGUGAAACAUCUAGAUCCAACCUCCAUUCUUGAAAAUGAAGAGGUGCGCAUAGAAAACCACCUAGCGAUGUUUAAUAUUAUGUUAAAAAAUUGUUUUGAAACAAGAACAGCACAAAAUUUCAUUACAAUAUGUUAACAACUCUCCACCAUUUGGACUGCACUGCAUUGAAUCUUCUGUAUGUGACGCUGGGAAGAGCAAGACGCUAUUUCUACAUCGCAAAUAGUCUUCUUCAGAGCCUGUGUAGAAAGCAUCCUUCUGUAGGUCACUGCCUUCGUGCUUAAAGACCAGGUCAUACCUGACGUGUUAUAUUGGAGACUGCUGUGCACUAAUAGAGGACCUAGGCCACUCAAUCGACGUGAUUGGUAGAGAUACAGAGUCUGAAAUCGUAGACCUUCCAAACAUGAUGGGGGAUAAACACCUCUGGCGUGACGUUGUGCAUAGAAUCUCUGUUGGACUGCUAAAUGGCGAUGAUGGGUACAGUUGAAAGUUUCUAUGUUGGGCGGAGCUUAGUGGGUCAGUCUACUGGACAAACGCAACGGGUUCCCUUGGUGUCUGCAUAACUGUGACUUGCCUUCAUCUCCCAGAAGAAGGAAAAAAUCUUACUCAGCAUACAGAUAUUGAGCGAAAGAAGACAAUGUUAAUGUAUACAUUUACAUUUAUAUAGGAUUAAAACAAUCAAAAACAGUUUCAAAAACCAAUGGUACAUGUAUAUAAGGUGCUUCUAAACAUUGUAUCAAAGGGCCUUACUCUAUUCAUUGGGCGUUGCGUAUUCCUGAAUCCAUCUCAAUUCCUUUUUGGAGUUCGCAGCAUCGGUAGCAUUUUGGAGUUCACAUCAACAAUCUCUGCCCUUGUACUAAUAGGUACCCAUUUACUCCCAGGUGACAAGAAGCAGUUUAUACAUGUAUUUAAAGAUCUCUUGCCCAACAUGCCCAAGACCACAAGUGUCACGAAAGGGGUUCAAACCCACACUGUGAUGAUUUAGCCAUCAGACAUGAUAUGUAACAUAAAAACUACCACAUGUGUGCAAAGCUGUUUUGUUUGUCUCAAUUUAAACAAGUGCCAUUAUUAAAUUAGGCUAAUAUUUAGGAGUUCCAGGGGUGUGAGUUACUGCUGACAAAAAAAGUCUGAAAUUGGGAUCCAGAUCUUGGGAGUGAAAACAUUGCCACCUUUUGGUAACCCCAGGGGUCAAUUUCACAAAGAGUUAGGACUAGUCCUAAUUUAGGACUAGUCCUAGAAG
Molecule: messenger RNA, 2671 nt
Organism: Asterias rubens (European starfish)
Lineage: Eukaryota; Metazoa; Echinodermata; Asteroidea; Forcipulatida; Asteriidae
Product: ribosomal protein S6 kinase-related protein-like
Exons: 11
Coding region: 117-1280 (387 amino acids)
Biological process (GO): protein phosphorylation
Molecular function (GO): ATP binding; protein serine/threonine kinase activity
Source: RefSeq, a predicted model, not a curated record